CGGUUGGCGUCCUCCGCGGCUCCUGCCCGCGGCGGGCUUUUCAAAUCUGCGCUUUGGAGAAGUGGCGACAGCCGGGCUGAUCGCGCUUGCGAUGGACCGGCAGGCCCUGGGGGCCCCGCAGCUCUGCAGGGCCGGCCUUCCCGCAGCGCAGGACUGCAACAUUCAAGAAAAAAUAGAUUUAGAAAUUCGAAUACGAGAAGGAAUAUGGAAGCUCCUUUCCUUGAGCACUCAAAAAGACCAGGUUUUACAUGCAGUUAAGAAUCUCAUGGUAUGCAAUGCUCGAAUAACAGCUUACAAAAUGGAGCUACAGAAUUUAGAAAAGCAGAUUGCAGAUCAAACUGGAAGAUGUGACGUGAAUUUUGAAAGUAAAGGACGAACGGCGUGUAAAGGGAAGAUCGCCAUAUCAGAUAUUCGAAUACCACUAAUGUGGAAAGACUCAGAUCACUUCAGCAAUAAAGAACAAUCACAGCGCUAUGCCAUUUUUUGUUUAUUCAAAAUGGGAGCUAAAGUUUUUGACACAGACAUGGUGAUUGUGGAUAAAACAGUCACAGAUAUAUGUUUUGAAAAUGUAACGAUCUUCAAUGAAGCAGGGCCAGAUUUUCAGAUAAAGGUGGAAGUAUAUAGUUGUUGUACAGAAGAAUCUUCCAUCACUAACACACCAAAAAAGCUCGCUAAGAAACUUAAGACAUCUAUCAGUAAAGCUACAGGAAAGAAAAUAAACUCAAUACUUCAAGAAGACGAUCACGAAAUAUGCUUGUUCUUCAGUUCUUCUGUUUCUGGUGCCAAGUAUAAUUUGCUAGCUCAUACUACUCUAACCUUGGAAAGUGUUGAGGAUAGCUUCAAGACCCAUAAUCUGUCUGUAAGUGGAAAUGAGGAGUCUUCGUUUUGGCUUCCCUUAUAUGGCAGUAUGUGCUGCCGAUUAGUCGCCCAGCCAGCUUGUAUGACUGAGGAUGCAUUUGGAGGAUUUCUUAACCAGCAGCAAACAGUAGGAGGUCUGAUUAGUUGGAGAAGGUUGUAUUGUGUUUUGAGAGGGGGUAAACUCCAUUGUUUUUAUAGUCCAGAAGAGAUUGAAGCUAAAGUGGACCCAACUUUGGUAGUACCAAUUAACAAGGAAACCAGAAUUCGGGCAAUGGAUAAGGAUGCCAAGAAAAGAUUUCAUAUUUUUUCUAUUAUCAACCCUGUUGGUGGACAAGCUGUGACUCAGAUUUUUGCAGCUGACAGUAGAGAAGAUCUUCAGACGUGGAUGGAAGCCUUCUGGCAGCAUUUCUUUGAUCUUAGCCAGUGGAAGCAUUGUUGUGAAGAACUUAUGAAAAUUGAGAUUAUGUCACCACGGAAACCACCUUUGUUCUUGACAAAAGAGGCGACCUCAGUCUACCAUGAUAUGAGCAUUGAUUCACCUAUAAAACUUGAAAGUUUAACUGACAUAAUACAGAAAAAAAUUGAAGAGACAAACGGACAGUUCCUAAUUGGUCAGCAUGAAGAAUCCUCACCCAAUCCCUGGGCUGCACUUUUUGAUGGUAGUCACCAAAUGGUCGUCCAGAAAAGGGUACUGUCUCCUGCAAGCGAGCAGUCACAUGAUGGAAAAGGGAAGAAGAGACGGGCUCCCCUUCCUCCUACUGAUAAACCUGCAUUCAGCUUCCAAACGCAGAGCAACACGGAUCAAUCGGUUAAAGAGAACUGGGGGAAAACAAGUGUGUCUCGGGCCUCACCUUUGGAUACCAAACUCUCAGCUCUAAUGCAUCACUUACAGAAACCAGUGGCUGUGCCACGAAAACUUCUUCCUGCCAGGAAAAAUAGUUCAGCUGAUGGUGAGCAGCACACAGACACAAAGCCCAGUUCUGAAGCCAAGCCAGUACCAGCUCCGAGGCAGAAAUCCGUCAAAGACAUUUUGGACCCUCGAUCAUGGCUGCAGGCACAAGUGUAGAAAACCCUUUAACAAAAUCUAUCAUUGUGAGGCUUAAUUCAGAGACAUUAUAGAAUAAGCGUAGUAAUAUUCUGUGAUUAUGUAGGUAAAUAUGUGAGUGAUUUAUCUCAAUAAUUAAUAAACUGUUAGGUAUAGAGAAACAUUUUAUAAUGAAGAAGUGGAUUUCUCUUUUACUUCUGAUUUUCAGAAUAUAAGUGAUUUCCCCAGCAGAGUACAAGAGAGGCAGUUUCUAGACAAUAUCCUAAUUGUUAGAAGGGUUAAUUUAUUCCUAAAUUAGUACCAGGCAGUGAAUAAGCACUAGGCAGAAGAAAGCAUUAAAAUUUCUUUGGGGGAGAGACUGUCUAGUAAUUUAAAAUGUGUUAAAUGUGAGCCAUAUUCUCAUUGUGAGAAUUUUAAUACUAAUGGAAUGUUUCAAAGGUUUUAUUCAAACCACAAAUUAUAGAAUCCACCCAAGAAAAUGUUCUUCUUAGCAUUCUGGAAUUCUCAUCUAAUGGUUCACUGGCUCUCUUCUAUUGUUUAACUCACUAGUUUAUAGGCCUGACCUUUUAAAUUCCUGGGAUAAAUUUUGGAAUAUUAAAUUCUUCAUCUUUAACGGGAAUUUAUAAUGUGCUGUUCACAGUUGUUUCCUUGAUGAGCCCUGAAAUCCUGUUAACUCUCAUAAGUGAAGCAUAACAUUUAUUAGUUUAGAGAAAUGGUAGAUGAAAUGUUCUUUCUAUCCACUGUUGUGUGUGUGGUGCUAAUUUCCUUUGUGACUUUGGAAUUUGGGGAAAUGAGUGACUGA
Tupaia belangeri chinensis (Chinese tree shrew) is the source of this 2705-nucleotide messenger RNA. RefSeq names its product rhotekin 2 (gene RTKN2). The record is from RefSeq and is a predicted model, not a curated record. Bases 92 to 1924 code for a protein of 610 amino acids. NCBI's taxonomy places the organism in Eukaryota, Metazoa, Chordata, Mammalia, Scandentia, Tupaiidae. Gene Ontology annotation, biological process: signal transduction; hemopoiesis; positive regulation of cell population proliferation. The transcript is spliced from 12 exons.